Messenger RNA from Malus domestica (apple), 581 nucleotides. The record is from RefSeq and is a predicted model, not a curated record. Lineage: Eukaryota; Viridiplantae; Streptophyta; Magnoliopsida; Rosales; Rosaceae.
UUCUCACUUGAUACUUGAUAGGAUAAAAUGUGAAUUGAGAAACAUGAUAUACGUUUCCCAUUUUAUGUCAUUACAGGCUUUGUUCAGCGAAGGAGGAUGAACACAAGCUCGAUUCAAUAACCUUUCGUAUUUGGAAAUGGAUAUUCGGAGCUUUUCUGAUGAGCUCGUUCCUGCAUUGGUCUCUCUUUUAAGAGGAAUGCCCAAUUUGUGUACUUUAUACGUAGGUUAUCACUCAAGUCGUGACACCAAAUCUGAUGCAUCUAGGUUUGAUGUGGAACACUGGAAGCUCCAACAUCUGGAAUUUAUUCAUCAAACUGAGGAGGUUACCAUAGCGCUUUCCAGUGGGUCGAAUGGGAUUGAGUUCGAAAGGUACAUACUCGAGAAUGCCGAGAAGCUGGAGCAAAUGACAAUAAUUCAUUUACCCGAGCAAUCUGAUGCUAUACAGAAGCUAAAUGAAAGUAAGAUGAUGUCCAAGGCCACAGUGAUCUUCAAGGAAGACAGCUAGAUAACCAAGUUGUUUUGAUGUUUUUCAUAACUUUGUUUCAUUUUAUAAUGUUGAAACCGUAAAUUUAAAUGGAAAG